AUGCCUGCCGAGAUCUGGGCACUCUGCACGCUCCCAUCUCGACUCAGCUGCAACAGUUUCCCGAUGAUGUCCUCAAAUACUUCUAUCCGCAGCCCGCGGUCCCGAAAAAGGAGCUUCUUUCCUUUGUUUAGCCUCUGUGGUCCGCUGGUGACAUCGCGGACCCCGCUAACGUGGUCGUCAUCCCCGGCUCCCACGCCCACCACACCUCUUUUUUCCUCCUACCUACCUGUCAUUUUAAUUUUCUUCCUUUUCCUCUUCGCCUUUUCUCUUUCCAUCUUUUUCUUUCCUUCUCCUCCUCCACCUACUUUUCAUUCUCCUUCUCCCCCUUUUUUUCUUCACCCCUCUCUUUUUCAUCUCCUCCUCCUCUUUCUUUUUGCUCUUCUCAUUGUUCUCCUCCUCCUUUCCCUCCGCAUCUCUUAUUCUCCUCCUUCACGUUUUUCGUCCCCCACCACCACCUGCACGUACACUUUUUCUUCUUUUCUUUCCACCUUUCCCUUCCUCGUCCUUAUUCUUACCCACUCCUCUUUUAUUCCCCCUCUUCCUCCACGUUUGUCUUUCAUACCACUCCCUCCCUUUUCCUUCUACUCCUACUCUUCCUUUCUUCUCAUUGUUCUCCUCCCGCCUUUUUCUUCUCCACCUCUUUUUCUUCCGCCACACCUCCUCAGUUUCACCUCCACCCUUUUUUCUUUUGCCUCUCCGCCCUUUUCUUCUCAUCCUCCUACUCCUCUGUCCCGUUUCUUCUUCUUCUUCUUCUUCUUCUUCUUCUUCUUCUUCUUCUUCAAUGAUGUAAGUAAGUCUGAAACUCUACCGAUAAUAGCAGACAUUUCAUCCACCCCCGCUUUUUUCUGCCAUUCCCUCAUCACGAAAUCGCACACACGCACUCUCACUUAUUGCUACAACCUCAUACGUUUCUCUGUCUGCUUCCACCACACUCGUUAUCUCUCUCUCUCUCUCUCUCUCUUACACAAGUACACACAUAUGCACACACAAUCAUCAAUCGCACACUAA
Messenger RNA from Acanthosepion pharaonis, 1008 nucleotides. Lineage: Eukaryota; Metazoa; Mollusca; Cephalopoda; Sepiida; Sepiidae. The record is from the annotation of a GenBank genome assembly.